Molecule: messenger RNA, 543 nt
Organism: Ostrea edulis (European flat oyster)
Lineage: Eukaryota; Metazoa; Mollusca; Bivalvia; Ostreida; Ostreidae
Exons: 3
Coding region: 1-543 (180 amino acids)
Molecular function (GO): starch binding
Source: RefSeq, a predicted model, not a curated record
AUGGAUAGUACACAGAAGACUGUGUGGGUCCAGUUUAGGACUCACUAUGUUACGAACAGUGAAGACCUUGUUUUGGGUAUUACUGGUUCCCUCCCAGAGUUAGGACAGUGGAACGCGAGACGAGCUGUACUUGCAGAUGAAAUUCCCAAAAGAUCAGGAGAAUGGGUUGUCUUAAUAGAACUUCCAGCAAAUGUUACGUUUGACUGGAAGUGGGCGGUACUUUCAAAGAAAAACGCCCCGAUGACCGCGUACCGGUGGGAAGAGAGAGAUAAUAGAAGAACUGUACUGCAGGGACGGGGUCGUCGAUGUUACUCCGCGUGGAAUUACGACGCGGCGUAUGAAACCAUCACCAAAUUUCCAGUUGAUGAAUGGAAAUGGAUGGGUGAUGAUGCUCAGGAUGAUAAUGGACAAUCUCCUGAGAGUGAACAUGUUCCCCCGAGGCGUGUAGAUGUAGGCUACCUUACUAGUGUCGUGGUAUCCUCCUAUCAGGGUAUCCGACACAAAGUGGUAGCCUUUUGCCAAUCGGUUUUCAGAAGAGGGUGA